UUGAAUAAGGUGAUCACUGCUGAGCACAUGAGUACACACUUAGAUGCUCCAUAUCACUUUGCUGAAUUUGCCUGGAAACUGGACCAGAUUCCCUUUGCCAACCUCCAUGGUCCUGGUGUUGUCCUUGACAUCCGUGAAAAGGUGAAAAAAUCAGCACCGGGGGAAGAGGCAACUGUAGAUAUAUCAGAUGCUGAAGCAUGGGAAAAUAAAUAUGGACAAAUUCCUAAAGGUGCCAUUGUCAUAAUGAAUUCUGGUUGGUCUAAAUAUUGGCCUGAUACAAACAGGUUUGUGGGUUUAGUCGACACUGAAGAUCACUCCAAAGGUAUGGCCUCCCCAGGGUUUAGUCCAGAAGCUGGCAAGAUGGCUCCUUUUUGAACGUGAUAUAAUUGGCAUAGCAGUUGACACAAUCAACUGUGACAUCGGAAGUGAUCUUACAUUUCCAGUUCACAAUCUCCUGCAACCCGAGAACAUAUGGUGCGGUGAAAUGAUCGCCAAUAUAGACCGCAUACCAGUAAAUGGAACCCAAAUAUUUGUCUUGCCUAUGAAGAUAAGAGAAGGAACUGGUGCCCCUGCUAGAAUAUUUGCAGCAUGGAAAAAUAAAUACUUGAAAGGAUAAAUAGAUGUCAUUUAUUAGAAGGAGUGCAAAACUGUAACAAGUGCCUUUAUUGCAACAAAUACUAACAAGACAGAUGUUUAACAGAGAAAAAAAACAAUUUGCUAAUGCCCCUUAUACUAUAUAAAAAAUUCUAUAUUUUUAAGUACAAAACAUAAAUUCUUGAAUCGUAUGAAAUCAUUGCUUCAGUUGAGCAAUGAUGCCUAGCCUGAACUUGUUGAAAUGCUGAUCAGUCUUGUGAGUUAUAUUCACCUAGGAAAAACUCUGGGUACAUGCACCCCAUAUGCUACGUUCAAUAGAAUUACUUUUGUCCAAAUUUGGAAAAUGAACAAUGUCAAAUUGAAGUCGACUAGCUUAUUGAUUUGUGAAUACUUUUAAGCAAUUAAGUAGUGGCUUCACCUCAUGAAAUUGAGCAUUUUGGAAAGUCAAUUUAAUAUGCUAAAAUUCUAUCUAUCAAGGAGAUCAAUAAUGAUAGCUUUGUAUUUGUAUCAGUAUUUUUUGUAUUAGAAACAAAGUAACUAUUAAUGUUUUAUGAAUUC
Messenger RNA from Owenia fusiformis, 1152 nucleotides. Lineage: Eukaryota; Metazoa; Annelida; Polychaeta; Sabellida; Oweniidae. The record is from the annotation of a GenBank genome assembly.